AAGUUGAGAACCAGAGUCAAAGGCAAUGAGCAAUUAAAAAUCAGCUGGCGAAUUUUAAAAUGGACCUAAUAAAUACCAGAAACAUCUCUCAAAUAUGCUGAAAGUAUUCUUUACGAAUGAAUAAUUCUUAUAAGCAUUAUUUAUCAGUUGUCAAAAUAAACUGUAAAUGUAUAUAAUCUACUUUACGAUGGAUUGAUUUAUCACCGAGCAAAUACGAAACUAUAGCGGCUGAAAAUUGGUCUCUGACUUUUCGCAAAGUAUUGUGGGAUUGUCGUUUGUAUUGUUCAACAGCGGGAAGUUUGUAAAAAAAAAAAAUGUAAAUUUUAUUUAUGAACUUUGCUCUCUUGAACUUGGAAAUACUGGUCUUCUUUUUUCACUGAAAAUUGUUUGUAAGUUAGUGCUUGUAUAAAAAAACAUAUUACUUAAAAUGGAUAUUGAUGAAUAAGAUGUGUAAACAAACAGGAAAUCUUUAACUUCGUGUUGGUUUAAUUUUCUGUAGAAAUGUAUAUCGAUCGCCGUCAAAAAUAUCAAGUGGUUUUUCUUAUUGAUAAAUCACUGAAAAAUAUUCGUCCUGCAUCUAACAAUAGUGAAAGAAGUCAACAGAAGAAUUCCAGUCAUAAAUUUAGUGAGGUUUCGUCUCCGAAGUCUGGAUCUCAGAACUGCUGUUGUCAUCCACCGAAAUCAUAUUCAUGGAAAUCCAUAUCUGUAUCAUCAUUUCGUAUUCUUUCUUAUCUGUUUUCACAGAUUCAACCUCACGUUAUUUCAGAUCACGACACCUCAAGCUCUGCUAAUGAUAUCAGUUCAAAUUUAAACAGUCGUUUAAGCGGUGCUGUUAAUCAUUUGGUCGGUAAUAGUAACCAGUGUAACGAUCCAAAUGACUGUUCGGCCGAAAACUUAAAGGAACAGAGUCAACAGAUCGUGUAUUUGAAACGGAAACAGGCAUCGCUCCAGUGGGGUUAUAAAUUUUUUGACUCUGGAAAACUCACCGGUAAGACUGAACAUCACAAAUUCAACGACUUCAAACUUAGACAUUUCGAAGAAUUCGAAAAAGAAUUACAAAGAGAGUUCGAAGAUGAUGGUUCCAGCGCGCCGACCCAAUCAGGGAGUAAAGUUGUUGACAGCAAGGUCAACAGUGGACAUUCUUCCGAAAGGAGGAAGUCGAACAGUCCAUCAGCAGCUGAAUGUUUGAAAAGGACUUUAUCCUAUGCUGUCUACGACUUCCAUUGGGAAAGUCCAGACAUCACGUCUCCCGUCAGGAAGAUCGGAAGGAGUAGUAUUCGGUCUUCCAGAAAACACAGUGCCAUUGUUUCAAGUGAGGUUUCUCCACACAACUUAGUCUUUCUUUUCCAGAAAUGUCCGACAUCUAAAAUGGAAUUCAAAGACUUUGCUGCUAAACUUGUUGUUGAUUCAGAAGUGUUUUUGGACUCGUUCAUGCCUCCGGCUCUGUUUAGAGAAUUUCGAGUUAAUCGAAACCUAUCACUUUAUUGGGUUGACCAAGAUUGGUUAAAGCAUGAGGAAAAGAUCUCCAGCGAAAUGGUAGAUUCAAUCAAUAUUGUAUCUGAAGCUUUAACUCAACUAGGAGGAAAACUUAUACCAUUAGAUGCCUUAGUAAAUACUGGCAAAACAUACUGGUCCUCUGUACACACAGUUACAAGGCAGAUUGAGGAAAAGUCUUCUCUGACAAAAAAUGAACAUCCAAAACCAAGUGAACAGCCUGUAGGUUUCCAGAGUAUGAGUGAUACAGUUGGCAAGGAAGACACACCAAAAGUCAAUGACCUCCCUCGUUCUCCAGAUAGUAUUGGUAAUAAAUGUUAUGAUCAACCAUCAAGAUGUGUCCUUCCUGUAACCUGCUUACUUGACUAUUUCAUCUCCAAGCCAAACAACUCUAGUGUUACACCAGUUAACAAUUCCAGCCAAAUUUGCAACCCAAGUAGCAUAUGCUCCAUUCAGGCUAGAUUAACUUAUCACAAAGAUGAACGAGUUCAAGAUUUGUGCUCUCUGCUACUUGUACCUUCUAACAACUCUUUUAAGGAAACUUUAAUUAGAAAUAACUCAACAGAUCAUGAUUGUGGUGUCAACAAAAAUCUUGUGUCUUUCAUGGGCAAACACAGCUUAGAUAAAAUAAUGUCUCCUUUUGAAUUUGUCGUUGAAAAUCCUGAGAAACUGCCAUCCAAUUCUUCAGCUUCCACUUCUAAAAAUAAGUUUUUAACUCGAUCUACACAACAUCCAUUAUCAUUACAAAUGGAAAUAUAUGGUUAUCUCGAAACUUCUGAUCUCAACAACUGCUCCGAUCAUGUGUUUUUCUGUACACCACUUCCAGAACAUUCAACCUCAUAUCCAACCAGUUCUACUCACAUUAAGCAAUCUCUAAGAACAGUACACAAAGGAACUUCAUCAAAGAAAAACAUCAAAGAAAGAGCAUCCUCAAAAAUAGCCAUGUUCCAGAAUUUACUCCUCAGUUUGACUAAAACCAAUUUACAUUUGAUGGUACAACUUAAAAUCGAUGAGGAAGCUGCACCCUAUAUAGGUGUCCUAGAACCUAUCACUAUCAAUCUUGCUGCUGUGACAAUUCUUCCAAUGGGCCUCAAUAGACAACUGAAAGAGCUUUUCCCUGUUUUUCCAGUUUAUGGACAUUGUUCUAAUUCAGAAAUUUCUAGUGCUUGUGAUUUUGACAAACUAGAUUCUGUUUUACAGCAAUAUUCCACCAAGAUAAUACAUUCUAAACAUUUCACCAAGGAUCAAUCAGAUAAAACCUUACCAGAAGCACUGUCUUCUCAUACUGUAUUUGAUUCUUCUAUUUUAAACAAAUGGACAAUUCCUAAUGCAGAAAAUCCUGAAAUGACAAAAAUGUCUAAAUUAUUCUGUAAAAAACAGCUCCAUACAAAGGAAAUAGAAUUGUUGAAGAAACUGAAACAGUUAUAUCGUAAAGCUAACAGCCCUUCUAGAUUGGUAGACAAGGGAUUAUUAGUUGAUGAAAAACCCUCAAAACCUGAUACAAACCAAGCAACUGAAAGCUUUUCUCAGAAGGCUGACAAUCUGAAACCUUGUCUCCUGAAAAAACUCCGUAGUUUUACUCUUGGUCCAACUCGAGCAGAAAUGAUUCUCUACAAAAGCAUGGCAGUUGCUGAAGAGUUAAGUAAAGCUGAAAGUGAAGAACCAGUUUCGUGUAUGCAACAGAAUGAAGAUUCCAAGCAGAUUCUUAAUGAAGUUAACACACUUGUUAAGUGUAUUACUAAUAAUAACGAUCUAAUUGACUUUGUUAAUCAGUCUUAUGCAACAUCCCUCCAAGAGAAAUUGGAUCCUUGGAAGCAGAUCUAUCAAGUUGUAAAUGUAGUCCUUAAUUAUAUAAAACCUCACAAUACAGACAAUCCAGAAACAGAAACCAAGAAAUUUUUGGUGGAACACUUGUAUGUUUCUUGUUCUGAUCUGCGUCAUAAAUACAAAAAUCCCGAAUUAGAGAAAGAGACCAAAAUACAAGAAUAUAAACUUCAGAUUAUUCUUCGAAUGGAAAUUCAGUGCCUUCAAUUAGUAUCUGAUAAAACUGAAACUCUUGACACAAAAGACGAUGCUCACUCUACGGAAUCCUGCGUAGAAGAUGUAGUUACAAUGUUACGAACAUUGUCUUUCAUUUCAGAUCUCACUUUAUUGCCUUUCUUUCUCAGAGACGUGUUACUCAAGAAUUACAGCCACUCAAUGCCACAGGUUGUAGCUAAUAUAUAUGAUGAACUGAUGCAGCCAGUGCCCAGUGUCCUGGCUGAUGUUAUGUCACCCGAGUCAGAUGCACCUUCAACGCUUUGUCCUUCUGUGAGUAGCUUUACUGUCGAUGAAUCUCUGAGAGAGUUUUUACCCAAUGCAGUCCUGCAAACACAAACCAAGAAAUCUAAAACCAAGCAGGUGUUGCCAGGUCUUGGGGAAAGACUCAAUCGGCAGAUCAUUGUCGGUAAGAAAUCUAAUGCACAGGCAGUAAAGAAACGUCUUUCUAAAUCGAAAUCUAGUUCUUCGGAUAAGAAAAGGACUGGUGCUGCUAGUAGUACUAAAGACACUGUUAGGGCCAGGCGUAGCCUCUUCACAAGUGAUAGCAGGAAGUUAGAGAGACACCGUUCGUUUGCUGUGACAGAGAGAGAGAAGUCCCAUGCUCAUCGGAGGCAUAGACAUCACAAAGAUUCAGUGAAAAGCAAAAGGAGAAAAACAGUUGUUGCCGAGACUCCUGCACAUAAACAGGUGUCCCAGGUAAUGCGGCGUUGGCACCUACUGCAGAGCAGACUGACAGAGCCACUUGAAGUAUUGGCAAAAGGUCAAUCAAACACUGACCACAAUUUACCUUUGGAACCAAAGUCUUCUAGACUUGUAAUUGAAGAGUCACCCUUGAAAGAGAUAGAAAGCUCAAAACUAUCAAGUUCAGAGUGUAACCACAAAACAAAAGUUUUGAUCCGAAAAGGUUUCUAUGGCUUAAGUCGAAAUCGCUUACAAUCCAGAAAUUUUGCAAAGUAUAUGGGACUGGCUGACCGUAUUGCUGGGCGCCAUGACCGCUAUGCCAAAUUGACUACUACUACUUCUUCUUUCACAGAAAACAAUGCAAGCAGCCAAUCACCACUGGAUCAACCCAAUACAUUUGCUCUCUCUCAACUUAUGGGGUUCCCGUCACCUAGUACUCCCAAAUUUGACAACACUUCUAUUACAUCAAACUAUACACCAAAUCCCAAAAGUGAAGCUUUUCCUUUUAGUAGAAGCCCAGUAAUCCGAAAACGUUCUUUAGACAAGCCACUUGUUAAACAAGCUCUUUUUACAACUCCAGAAAAAACAUCAAUGCAAUCAUCAACAUCAUCAUCAGUAUCUACAGCUCACUGUAGUGGUGAUAAACAAUUAAAAUCAAAUAAGUUAGCACUUGAGAAAAGCGAGAGUAGCAUAUUUAAAACGCCUACAAAACAAGCCCCUCAUUGUUUAAAAACUCCUGAAAAGUCUGUAGUUACUCCAGAAAAUAAACAGUUAAAUAACUUCAAUGAAUCCAAAGUGAUUGAAAAUGUAAGUAUUGUUACUCAAAACAAAUCUUGCAUAAAUAGUAUGUCACAUGAGUCACAAAGAUUCGUUGCAACUUCAGGAACUCUUAAAAGAACUCCAGUCAAAAGACAGAACAACGGUGUGCAUGAAACUAGUAGUGUCAUUUCACAACCAAAAUCUAAUGCUGUUUCUGGUGAGGAAGAUGCUUCUCAUAGAAACAGUGUCUCCACAUCAUUAAAUUUACCAACAAAAGUUUUACAGACUCCUUCUACACCAGAUUCUUUAGAUAGGUGGAAACGUAAAAAGUACUAUUAUUGCAACAGAGAGAAAUCGUCUAACAUUUGUCUUUCAUCUGCAGUUCCCAAUCAAGGUGUUGCAGAUAAGUCAAACAGGUGUUUACGUCUGGACACUGAUUAUGAAACUUUUCUCAAUCUACUUGGUAAUAAGCAUUCAAAACGGAAAGCUGGAGUUGAUUCUAAUGUUGCAGGUUUCUCAAAUAAGAGAAGAAGAUAUAACAACUAAAGUCUUCAAACUGUUUCAUUUAAAUUUCAUAAAAUGAAUUAAAAUAUAUCGGAAGUUUACUUACUUGUACAUAAGUUAGUUUAAAAUUUUUUUUUUUUUUUUUUAAGUAGCUUCCAACAAAAAUUUCAUUAAAGUUUUAAAAUGUAAAAUUAAUAUAUUAUUAAAAAAAAAAGUAAAAGAA
This is a messenger RNA of Octopus bimaculoides (California two-spot octopus), 5701 nucleotides long. RefSeq lists its product as uncharacterized. Gene Ontology annotation, cellular component: nucleus. NCBI's taxonomy places the organism in Eukaryota, Metazoa, Mollusca, Cephalopoda, Octopoda, Octopodidae. The record is from RefSeq and is a predicted model, not a curated record. Gene Ontology annotation, biological process: regulation of DNA-templated DNA replication initiation; mitotic G2 DNA damage checkpoint signaling; DNA replication. Gene Ontology annotation, molecular function: chromatin binding.